AUGUCUCCCUUACUUCUCAUCGUUUUUCUGGGCGUCGUUUCGACCGUAUACGGUCAAAGCAGUCGGAUUCCAUUCGUUCGAUUUGCUUCGACAACGCCGAAUAAUGUUGUGGAGAGAAAGGUUGAGAUCGAAAAUGGCACGGAGGCUCAAUCCUUGGCGCCUGAUUUGGGAAUGGAGGUGAAUCUGAAUGACUUCGGCGGGAAUUACACAACCGACAUGCCGCUGGAGAUGCUGCUUUUGAGAGCCGAGAUGGAGAAUCGUAAGCCAAAUUUUAGAGUUUUUCGUAUAGUAAUGCGGGUUCAGUUUUGAUGAAACGUGGCACAAAUUUAAAACAAUCUUUUCUAGCACAGCUGCGAGUCUCUUGGCUCGCUCUUUGCAGAAAAAACCAAGAUUUUCAGUCCAGACGUUCGUCCAAAUUUGACUAUUUUGUGGCGAGUUUAUCCAUGAAAAGUUGCAGCCUAAUUUUUGACAAAGAGAACAACAUUUCCAGAAAAAGAAUCUUUUCGCGCGCACAGGACAAAAAAUACGCAAAAAGGCAUUUUUUCUCUAUCCGCUCUCCACAUUACGUGUAUUCUCUUCUCGGCAAAAGACGUUGAACAUCUCGGCCCUCCAUGCAAAUCGCAAUCUAAAAUUUUAGCGCGUUACUGUCGCUAAAAUUUUAGAUUAGGCCGAGGGUGUGCGGAAAACUCGAAGAAAACCUGAGCCCGCAUUUACAGAGACGGACCCGAUCCAGUGGGCAAAAAACGUGCCAUUUUGCACCUGGGAGGUAAUAAAAAUGUGGCAAAAUGCUUCCCUCUCCAAGUGAAAAAACUUCGUUUUGAAGGGUGCGCUUUUGAAUUCGGAGUUUUUUCGCUUGGAGAGGGAGGUAUUUUGCCACAUUUUUAUGCUUCCCGGAUGCAAAAUUGGUACGUUUUUCGCCACUGGACCAGGUCCGCCACUGUAGGAAACCUUCGGAAAUCAAAAAAUUUUAGCCCGCUUUGAAGAAACCAUCAAUUUUCAGGAAACGCAGGGCCAAUGUAUUGGCCCUUCGAAUCCUUCUGUUUGUUCGAUUCGCAAUGUAAUACCCAUUGUGGUUCACAUCAAACUGUCUGUGAAGGAAGUCUGAAUUCGACUUGUUUGGAAUCCACCUGUUAUCGAGGCACUUGUUUCUAUUGCUGUGAAAAGGAGCAUGGAGAAUGCAAAUAUCCGAUUCCAGGGAUCGAAAGGCAUCAUCAGCGUCGUGGAUAA
Molecule: messenger RNA, 1227 nt
Organism: Bursaphelenchus xylophilus (pine wood nematode)
Lineage: Eukaryota; Metazoa; Nematoda; Chromadorea; Rhabditida; Aphelenchoididae
Source: the annotation of a GenBank genome assembly